AUGGAUCAGUACCAGUACCCUUCUGCGACUCGAAACAUCACCACAGCGCCCUCGGCUGAGAAGUCCAGCCAACUACUCCUCCGCGAAUAUCCUCACCGAGCAAUCGCCAUUGCGACACCAACCCAUGCCUUGAUUUUCCGAUAUAGUACUACUACGAGCGAAGCAAUUGCCAAUGGUUCCCUUACCUCCGUCUCGUCAGCACGGCCCCGCGCUGCCGGUGAUGGUCCCGUACCAAAAUGCAUGGUCGAGUUCUCUCCAGUCUCGAAACAGCUCCUUAGCGAUUUCCGACCUCUUACUCCACGUCCAAUAUACGGAACGCUAGGCCUCAUAUCCAUCGGUCAGGAUGUAUUCUUAUGUGUAAUCACCCAGGCGCUACGGGUGGCGACAUUGCGACCCGGAGAGACAGUUGAGAAGAUUGCAAGUGUCGACUUCUUCUGCCUCAAUAGCUCGGAAUAUGACAAUGUCAUAUCGUUGAAUACAUACGAUAGCGACCCCUCCGACUCUACCUCUCCAUAUGGCCAAAAUCUAAGUCGAAGAGAAGGAGAAAUAGAAUAUCCGUACCAGGAGCUUCAAAAGUUGCUCGGCAACGGUAGCUUCUACUACAGUACAGAUUUUGAUCUAACAAAUAGAUUGCAAGAUAGGUUUGUCUCACUCUCCGAUACUUGGGCCAUACAACUUCGCGCAACCUUUAUAUCUUCCAUGCCAAUAGACUCGGAUACUUUUGACAUUGACAAUUUUGACGAUUCUUUCCUAUGGAAUUAUUUUAUGAUUAGCCCUUUGGUUCAGUUCAGGUCUCGGCUCUUGGCUCACGAACGCGAGGCACUUGAUGCCUCUCGAAUUUUGACGUCUGCUAUACGAGGAUUCUGUUUAACUAUGACCAUUCCUCAGAGUACAGCACCCUUGCGCGAUGGCAGAUCUGGUCUCCCUUCUUUUCUUACGGUUAUUUCACGUUUGUCUUGUAAAAGAGCUGGAACUCGCUUCAAUAGUCGAGGUAUCGACGAUGACGGGCAUGUGGCUAAUUUCGUCGAGACGGAAACGAUUUAUUGGAGCCCGUCCGGCGUUCUCUUCUCGUAUGCGCAAGUUCGUGGUUCGGUACCAGUGUUCUGGGAGCAAACUCCGGGUCUCAUCCCUGGCCAACAAAAAAUUACCAUAACCCGUUCAGCCGACGGUACACAACCCGCUUUUGAUAAACAUUUUGAAGAGUUGGAACAGUCGUACGGUGCUGUUCAUAUCGUCAACCUACUCAGCGCAACAAAACCGGGCGAGGCGGAGCUUACUCAUUUGUUCCAUUACGGAUUGCAACAUUGUUCUCUCGGCCGUGUUGAUGGGAAACAAUCGUCUGACCAUGCGCUUCUCCGAGAAACAGAUUACGAUUUUCAUGCGGAAACGAAAACUGCAGGGUACGAUGCUGCUCGGGAAAUUCGGCGGUACAUUGAGCAUUCUGCUGAUGGAUUUGCCUACUAUCUCGCUGAGUUAACAGACGAUAUGAUCGAUGUUAAUGAACCCACCGGUAGCCAAAGAAUGGUUGUCGUGCUUCAGCAGGAAGGAGUUUUCCGGACAAACUGUCUAGACUGCCUAGACAGGACUAAUCUCAUCCAGACGAUUAUUUCUCAAUUGGCUGUCGAGGCCUUUCUAGGCCACCGCGGGGAAUUCGCGGCAUCGGAUUUCUGGAUGCGACACUCUACCCUUUGGGCGGACAAUGGUGACGCUCUAUCCAGGAUUUAUGCCGGAACAGGCGCUCUCAAGUCUUCAUUUACAAGACACGGCAAGAUGUCUCUGGCUGGCGCCUUCGCAGAUGCUCGAAAGAGUGCAACAAGGCUUUACAUCAACAACUUCGCUGACAAGGCAAGGCAGAAUACAAUCGAUAUGCUCUUAGGACGCUUAGUUGGUCAAACCCCUGUUCAUCUCUUCGACCCAAUUAGCGAUUUUAUAUCUGCUGAGCUCAGUAAGCGUAGUUCUGAAUACUCUUCCACGGAGAAUAUCACCAUAUGGGUUGGGACAUUUAAUCUAAACGGACGUACUAAUGGUAUCGAUGAAGAUUUAUCUCCUUGGAUUUGUCCUCAAGAGCUCGGUUCAACCCAACCUGAGAUAGUGACUGUGGGGUUUCAGGAGAUUGUUGAAUUGAGUGCACAACAAAUCAUGAACAGCGACCCUACUAGAAAGCAGCUAUGGGAGAAAGCUAUUAAGAAAACGCUAAACAACCGCACCAAACAACUAGGAGGAGAGAAGUAUGUCCUACUUCGGAGUGGGCAGCUAGUUGGUGCUGCCUUAUGCAUUUUCGUAAAAGCAUCCGUACUUCCAAAAAUAAAGAACGUCGAAGGCAGCGUCAAGAAAACGGGGAUGUCUGGCAUAGCAGGAAAUAAAGGAGCGGUUGCUAUUAGGAUGGAGUAUGCAAAUACUCAAAUAUGUUUUGUCACGGCCCAUCUUGCUGCUGGGUUCUCCAAUUAUGAUGAACGGAAUAAAGACUACGCUACGAUUCAUCACGGAUUACGAUUCCAACGGAAUAGGGGUAUUGAUGAUCACGAUACGGUUAUAUGGAUGGGCGACUUCAAUUAUCGUAUCGGCUUAUCACAUGAAAGAGUCGUUGAUUUGAUACAGAAGAACGACUUAGAAAGGCUAUAUGAGAACGAUCAGUUAAAUCUUCAAAUGGUUGCAGGUCUUUCAUUUCCAUAUUAUUCAGAAGCAAGAAUUACCUUCAUGCCAACCUACAAAUUCGAUGUUGGUACUGAUAGAUACGACACCUCCGAGAAACUGCGGAUUCCUGCGUGGACAGACCGUAUUUUGCGGAAAGGCACGAACAUAAGGCAAUUGUCAUACAACUCUGCGCCUUUACGGUUCUCAGACCACCGGCCGGUAUUUGCGACGUUUCAAUGCACAGUGAACAUUGUGAAUGAGGCACAUCGAGAACGUAUCAGUCGGGAGCUUUAUGACCGUCGCAAAGCAGAGGUUGGUCAUACAGCAGCAAGCUUAAUAAGUGAGGACUCCGAAGAUGACGAAGAUCUCAUUGGGUAUGAUCCAAUUGAACCGGGUCUACCUCCGGCGAGUUCAGAUCGGCAAAGGUGGUGGCUUGAGAGUGGCAAGAUGGCGAAGUCCACGGUUGGUCCACCAAAGGCUAGUAACGGAAACCGUGAUGUGUCGUCCGUGGUGCUUAAUUCUCACCGCCCGUCGAAUCCAUUCACCCCAACCGAAGAACCUGAUUGGGUAGCCGUACCUAGAUCUAAUUCAAGACUUUCAUCGUUUUCGAGCAUCUCUAGUUCACCAUAUGAACAUAUCAACCAUUCGACCAUCCUUUCAACAUCCGUCGCUUCCAAUUCCUCACCUAGAAAACUGCCACCGCCGUUUGAUCCAGCGACGUUACCAGCAAAGGUCGGCCAGAUUAAUUUGCUUGACGAGCAAGUACCUAUGCAAAGGAGUGAAGUUCCACCACCUCCUCCACCCAGAAGGCAAACAUCCACAAGUCUCAUACAGUCUUCACCAUCCCCUGCAUCUUCAGAUUUACAACCUACCCUAAGGCCAUCAAAGACUAUCGCGCCACACCAACAAAUAGGACCCGUGUCCUCAUCGCCUCGAGUAUCUAAUGGGUCAAAGGCACCUCCCCCUAUAGCUCGGAAACCGGCACAUCUUACCUCUACUUCACCAACAUCAAGUCCUUCCCUCCCUGAAACUAGUAUUCUAGGGUCGUUUCCCGAACACCAGACGCCAAAACGGCCCAUCCCACGUAAAACAUCGACCACUGUCUCUAAUUUAACCUCCCAACUUCAAGCUAGCAGAUCUGGUGCAUUAACAGGUGGGAUGCUUAAGACGACAUCACCUCCACUCCGCCUAGAUACUGCCUCCAAUAACCAUCAGACUGGGACAUCAGGCCCAACUGGUCAAGUAGGGCGAGUUUCGUUACCUGGUCUUGGGAACAUAGAGCGUAAGCCGGCCUUACCAACACGCCCAAUACAGCAGCAUACACAACAACCUCAAUCUAAUAUUGACCUCCUCGGCGAUGAUGGGUCCGAGAUUAACGGAUGGGAAACAUUAAAGCCAAGUUAGACACAAUUCUUGGUUUAGCGGUAUUGCAUUUAUAUAAGCGUCUGAGCGCUAAUACGGCAUGGCGUUUAUGGGGUCCUAUGGUUAGAUAAGAGUAUAUACGAAAGAAGUCGUUCUCACGAGACUAGGCUAAAAUAAGAUAUAUAUUUUUUUAGAAUCUAUGCUUCCUAUGGAAGUUCUCGAGCAUUUUUUUUAGCCAUUGUAAUAAGUUUCAAUGGUCAACCACAUAUGAUAUGUGAAUACAUGUAUAUACCCAGGAUAUCAGGACAUAAAGUAUAAAUUAGGUACAACUUAAAUAAGAGGGAUCAAGAAAUUAGAGAAAUAAAGACCCAAACUCGGUAGCUCCUGACUGCAUGCAGACCGAAUUGCUUUGGUUGCACUUUACGUCACACCUCGAUAAGAUAAAGCUCGAAAUUGUCUUUUGUAGGGAUAUCGCGCCCGAAUCACGCGAGAACUGACGAAGAUAAUUCUCGCGCCACUCGGACGACAAUUAAAACAUUUAAUCAUUAAACUUACAAUAUU
Hypoxylon trugodes is the source of this 4557-nucleotide messenger RNA. RefSeq names its product SacI homology domain-containing protein. The record is from RefSeq and is a predicted model, not a curated record. Bases 1 to 4038 code for a protein of 1345 amino acids. The transcript has 6 exons. Gene Ontology annotation, biological process: phosphatidylinositol dephosphorylation. Gene Ontology annotation, cellular component: cytoplasm; membrane. Gene Ontology annotation, molecular function: phosphatidylinositol-3,5-bisphosphate 5-phosphatase activity; phosphatidylinositol-4,5-bisphosphate 5-phosphatase activity. Lineage: Eukaryota; Fungi; Ascomycota; Sordariomycetes; Xylariales; Hypoxylaceae.